AUGGGUCGAAAGGCGUCGGGCCUGGCGUCGAAUGCCAGAUAUUCCACUCCGGAGUCGCUUGCUGUUCACUUCGGGUCCCCGUUGGCCCGUGCGCCGCGCUACCCCCUCGCUUACCGCAGCACAAGAAGCUUCGCUGCUUGCGACCUGCCCCGUCCAGGCUUCUUUGAACUUAUCACCCCCCGUCGCGGAUUAGUCGCCACCGACCCAGACAAAAACGCCUGGCUGAAACUUCGACGCGGCCCAAAAGAGUUCGCCCAACACGCCCAUGCCAUGACAGCAGCCCCUUCGAUCGCGUUUCCGACUAUGGAGGUUCCCGUUCUUGACGACACAAUGGAGAUGGCGUCCCCUUAUCAGGGACACGCCGAUGAUUUUGACAUCGACCUGGAUGUAAUGGAAGACCAGGUCUCGAACGCCGACAAGGAUAUGAUGGGUGACGACGACUACCUAGAAAACACCCAUGAAACCGAAUACGAUGCCGAUAUGAUCGAUGAUGUUGUCGAGCCCACCAUGGUCGAUGCAGACGACCACUACCCCGAAACGAGUAAUAGCGUGGAGAUGCAGUACAACGAAAAAAUAUACGAGGCAGAAAUGGCCGAAGACGACUUCGACGAGGAUAUCGAUGCCCACGUGUCCGACUUCCAGGAAGAAGCAAACCCUGACAUUCCUCCUGGUCAUGUGAAUGAUCAAGACGGACAGGCGGUACAACAGACACAGGACGUGCAGGAAAUGCCAGCAAUACAAGAAGAGCAGGAGCGCGUGGAAGGAACAAAGUUAGCCACAGAUGGCAACAACACCACCACCGUGGAACCCCAGAUUGAAGUCCCGGUCGAUGAUAGUGUUGCGCCGGAUCACGACCAACAGGAAUACCUCCAGCCCCAGCACGAGAACCACGGCAAAGAGAAUGUGGAACAGGAACGUGAAGCGGAUCAACCGGAAACUAUUCCGGAUACAGAAAAGAGCCAGCAGGAUACUAACGAAACAGAACAAGUAGAACCCCAGGAAAUAGAUCCUGCAACGCGUGACGACAGCGACGCUACUCCUAAACAGGCUCAAGGUGAAGAACGCGCCCAUGACGGAAGUCAGUCAUCUGUCGACGAACAGCAAGAUGUCGAAGAGAAGGUCGAAGGCAAAGAAACGAUUGACAACCUUGAAGAAGUCGGACAUGAUACGCAUGACCAUGCCUCUUCAUUGUAUCCCGUCAAAGUCUAUUAUCAGGAUAACGAGAUAUCCUUGUUUCCUCCUCGUGAAGGUGACUCCUCAGAAACGUUUUUCCUUGAAGACGAGAAUCUUGCCUAUGAGCCCUUCGGGAAGCUUUUGGAAUCGUGUCGUGAAGUACUUCGUGAGCACAUAGCAGAUAGUGAGGUUUUGGUUAUGGACAUUGAUACUCUCAAUCUCCAACUAACUGAGGAUUCCUCACAAAUAUCUAAGGUGACUCUUUAUCAACUUGUCGACUUGUACCUGCGCUUGUGUCAUAACGACGGCACUGAUGAGCCUGAGCCGCUCUACCUGACUCUUAGCACCAAAUUGACCAUUGCCGCGGAGGUGUCUUAUCUUCUUGUAGCUGCGGAAGAAGGAAAGGGUUUGUCCGAGGUCCUUCCCUGGGAUGGCUACCAGGAAGCAGAAGAGCUUUCUCCAGAAAACUGGGAAGAGCCAGAUCAGGAACAAACCCAGGACGAACAGCUGCAGGAGACCGUGCCCCCCGAGAAUGAUCCUCAGCCCGAGACAUAUGACGUCCUCGACGAAAACCCCAGUGCUCCCGUCCCAGACGAACCGCAGAACGAUAACGACGAGCAGAAAGGGCAGGGUGAAUCUGUCUCUGCUUCGGAUAAUAAUGGUCUGGACGCUGGCCCCGCGGAAAACAAAGUGGAACCAAAUGAUGCAGAGAACAACGAUGACCAAGAAGCUGCUACCCGCGAGACCGACCAUGUCGAGCCUCGUGAGGACGGUUCCCUCGAUGAAGAGGCUUAUGAUUCAGAGGAGCAGAAGACGGAAUCAACGGGCACUAUAGCUCCAUUGCUCGGAGUUGACUCGGUAAAUGAGCAGCAAUCUGGUGACCAGUCUACUAAUAUCGCACUUGAUGAUCAUGAUGACCAUGAUGGACCUGGAGGGGACGACAGCUGUGAAGACAACCCUCAGGAUGAAACCGACCAGGGACCCGCUCAAAGUGUUACUUCCAAUGAAGCCAAACACGAUGUCAUCAGUGAUGUCAAUGGCAAUGAUGACGAAGCCGCGGAGCGAGAUGUAGAAGGGUACCAUGAGGAUAUACCGGAAGAAAACGCAGAGUCUCUGCAUUCCGAAGACGAAGGAGUUGCCGUUACUACAAUUGAUCCCGGGAACGACACCGAAGCGACACUCCAGGGUGAUGAUGGUGGCCUUGCCUUUGACCGUGCGGAGUCCAGCUUGGAGAAUAUUACAUCGGAACAGUCCGAAGGCCAAGCCCAACCAUCUGCAGGUGCUCCUGAUGUACUAGGUGCCACCGAGGAGCUUCAAAAAAGCCCCGUCAAAGAAUCUGCUUCGGGUCAAGGUGUUGAAAACACCAAUCCAUCGGGAGAGAUUCAGGAAGAGCCGGAGCAGGUUCCAUCUAUAGACCCUUCCAAAGACGAGCCGCUCGACUUGACGUUUGAAGACGACGAUGAGUAUCUGGACCUGGGUCUUGCGGAUGAGUUCAACUUCGCGGAUGAGGAACCCGCUCCGGAAUCGACGGGACUGGCUUCUACCAAGCGGCCACGUGAACCAGAAGAUGAGAUUGAGCUCGCCGAAAGUCCGACGCCGGAUGCCAAACGGUCGCGGUCCUCAUAG
Messenger RNA from Aspergillus affinis, 2799 nucleotides. RefSeq lists its product as uncharacterized. The record is from RefSeq and is a predicted model, not a curated record. The transcript has 3 exons. Lineage: Eukaryota; Fungi; Ascomycota; Eurotiomycetes; Eurotiales; Aspergillaceae. Bases 1 to 2799 code for a protein of 932 amino acids.